Messenger RNA from Periophthalmus magnuspinnatus, 3611 nucleotides. RefSeq names its product EF-hand calcium binding domain 14 (gene efcab14). NCBI's taxonomy places the organism in Eukaryota, Metazoa, Chordata, Actinopteri, Gobiiformes, Gobiidae. Bases 491 to 1717 code for a protein of 408 amino acids. The transcript is spliced from 10 exons. The record is from RefSeq and is a predicted model, not a curated record.
GUCCAAUCAGCGCAGAGUUCACUGUGACGCGGCUCAGCUCCACAGACUCGGCUCUUGGACACAGACGGACUCUCGUGUGUGUUUUAUUUCAUUUUAUUUACGCGUUUAUGAAGUGUCUGUGAGUCCUUCUCAAACAUGUACUCGUCACAUGAUCGUGUUUUUACUCGUAGUUGAAUAAACCCCAGAGGACCGCAGCUGUAGCUCUGUUAGCCCCGUUAGCUCAGUUAGCUCUGUUAGUAUUAUGACAGCUGUUAGCUCUGUUAGCAUCUGUUAGCAUUGUGACAGUUAGCUGAGGCUGCAGCAUGUUUCCCGGGUGUGGAGAGGUUAAACUCAUAUAACCCUGGAGGACUUUUGCUCUCUGUGGCUAAAACAUUAGCCUUUAGCCUUUAGCUUGAUCCGCGGGACACAGAUCAUCUCCAAACUGGAUAAAACACUGGGUCUGGUGGGAUUUAAGUCGGGCUCGGCGGGUUCGCUGACUCCACAGAAGAAGAUGAAGAAGAGGAAGGAGCUGAACGCGCUCAUCGGACUCGGGGAGAGUAAAAGAAAAAAGACCAAGAAAGGAUCAGGGCAUCGGCUCCUCCGGACAGAGCCGCCGGGAUCCGAGUCUGAGUCCAGCUCCGAGGAUGAAGAGUUUAACAGCAUGAACGGGGCUGCAGGGUUUGGAAAGAGAAGCUACGCGCAGUGCUGCAGUGUGUGCUACCCCUUGUUUCUCUUCAUCAUCCUCGCGGCUUGUGUCAUGGCCUGCGCGGGGCUAAUAUGGAUGCAGAUCGCCCUUAAGGAAGACCUCGAUGCACUGAAGGAGAAGCUACACAACAUGGAAUCCAGCCAAAAAGUGUCAUCAAGUGAAAUACCGAAACUGAGUGAAGACCUGAAAAACAAGCAGAGGGAGCUGGAUGACAUGGAGAAAGGAGAAAAAGGCCUCAACAAGCUCUGGUCUAACCUCACAGAAAUCAACAAGAAGAUCAGUUUACUCGACUCUGCUGUCAAUCAUUUGAAAUCAAACCUCAAAUCAGCUGCAGACCUAAUCAGUCUUCCCACAACUGUAGAAGAGCUUCAGAAGAGCGUGGCGACGAUCGGGAGCACGCUCACAAGUGUCCAGCACGAUGUGAAAACUCUGCAGGACGCCCUUGAAACCGAGAAGAAAAAAGAGAGUGAACUGAAGAAAACGAUGGAUCUGACAGAUCUGAAAAAGGCUGUGAGUGAAGCCAACAAGACGGAGGAGCUGCACCACACCUGGACCGACGAGCAGAUCCACCUGCUGCUGUCCACUGUGGCUGACCUGUCCCACAGACUGGCCUCUGUGGAGAACCGGUCCAACCACACGCCAAAGCCCGCCGACACCCCUUUAGUCGUCACUCACAACCCAGAGAAGACAAAUGACCCCACAACAACCAAAGCCACGCCUCAGGACGUCCCUGUGCAGGCGGCGCCCACAGAGCAGCAGACGAGCAGACAUCCACGCUUCCUCAGUCCAAAGCGCUCCAGGAGAGACGCUCGGAGGGCGUGUCUGAAGCGGCUGACUCUGCCCGGAGUCGUGACGUUAAAAGACCUGGAGGACGUCUUGCAUCGUGCAGAGGUGGGAUCCAUCCUCUCGUACCAGGACCUGCAGACCGUAUUUGGACAGCGUCUUCCCAGCGCUCACCGCGUGUCUUGUUUUGACGUUGACGGGGACGGCAGGUUCUCGUGGGUGGAGCUGAAGGCGGCGGCGGGUUUGUGAGCUCCGGUGCGACGGCUUUUGCGGUGAACAGUAUCGAAGGGUCUAUGGUGUGGACUUUUACCAAACUGUUUUUAUUGAGUAACUGCUGCACUUUGAUGAGAUGAAUAUUUAUCAACUGGACUGUGGCGACGCGGCGCUGACAAGGUCUCAAAAAUCACACGUUUUUUUCUUGCUAUUCCUGUAAGUUUUCAUUUACGCUCAGUUCAUCAUGGUAAGUGUCGUGAACCAUUCUCAUCUGUUUAUUUUUUUUACUAUAACAAACACGACUGGUACAACUUGACAACUUUUCUUUUACAGUUUUGGCUUUGUUUUAUUUUGCUCCUUUAUGUAAUGUUUUAUUUUCAUGUGGGUUUAUGUAGUUUUCAUAGACUGUUUAUAUAAAUGGACACAGCUAAUCUACAAACAGGAAGUGAUCAUGUGUGCGGCUCCAGCUCCAUCAACUCUGGCUCCAAUUCACUUUCUACUGAAAAACUGUAACUCUCUGUCUCUGCUGCUGUCAGACUCAUCAUUUUGGUCUUAAAUGUUCAUAUUAACCCUCUACAUGAUCCUGGGGUUCUUUUUCUUUUUUUUUUUUGAGUUUAUUUUUUAAUUUUAAUUUUUUUUGUUAUUUUGAGGUUUUUUUUUUGGUUAUUUUUGUUAUAAUUUAUUUUAGUUAUUUUGAUUUUUUUUUUUUUUUUAUUUUAAUUUUUUUUUUUUUUUUUAGUUUUUUUGAGGUUUUUUUCUGUUUUUUUUUUUUUUUUGUUAUUUUGAGGUGUUUUUUUUUUUGUUUAUUUUCUUUCUUUCUUUAUUUUUUGUUAUUUUGACUUUCCUUUUUGUUUUUCUGAAAAACUCUGUCCCCAGACUCAUCAUUUUGGUCUUAAAUGUUCGUAUUAACCCUCUACAUGAUCCUGGGGUUUUUAUUUCACUAUUGUGUCUGUAAAUCAAGAUAUGAACAUUAAUAACAGACAAAUCAGGUCCUUCUGUCCCCGAGGUCUCUCUGUUAGCAUUAGCAACAGGUUUGAUUGACAGCGUUACCUUUUACAUCCUCACAUUUGGAGCCGGACGCUGUGUUAACGUCACACUCACUCAGUCCACUUCUUUAUACAGUCUUUGCUUGUUUUUAUCUUAUUACAAACGCAACCCAAACACGCUCAUAUUCACCUAUUAGUUAUUUAUACAGCCCGGUGUGUGUGUAUAUAUUUACUGAAGACUACUAGAUUUUACGACUUAUGUUUGUAGCUUAUUUCUAACUUUACCACAAUGUACAGCUGUUGUUUUUAGCCGAAAAACACCACCAUUUUGUUUUCGUGAUCAUUUUAAUUCCCACCUAGUUUUAUUUGGUCGUUUUGUGUGUAAAACAAAAAUAAUAAUCAUGUGUUUCUGUGUAAUCCCUCAGUCGUCCAGGAAUGAAAAGUUCAAAUCUGUCGACUGGAGUGAAGACGUUUGGCUGCUCGUCCACGGACGAGCAGCCAAACGUCUUCACUCCAGUCGACAGAUUUGAGAUUUUUUUUUCACUAUGAACCGUGUUUCUUUAAAAUCUCAAUGUAAGAUUUGAAGGGCUAUGAACACAAACUGAAUGAACUCCAUACUUAUGUAGCAAUCUUAUCUUAACCUUUACAGUAAAUAUAAAACUGCCUGCACCCGGAUCACGCAGUGUAACAGGUAGUGAACGCACUGACCAUCACAUUGUACUUGAUUCAUUUUAUUAUGUUGGGUAAAUAAUGUGUAUUUAAUAAGCUUUGCAUGUUGCUCAUAACAUGAACAGUUAUUUAUGAUCAUGACACUACUUUGCAGGACAAUGAUUAUUUGAGCUCAAAUUAUCAGAACCUCGACUUUGGAUCUUCGCUGCUACUGUAUAAUGGAGAUUUAAUGAAUGUUUUUGUGUGAACACUUAUAAAUAAACAGUUAAAGUUUG